AUAGAUGGAUGGAUGGAUGGACGGACGGACUGACUGGCUGAAUGACUGACUGACUGAUGUUCUGUGUACUGAAAAAAAAUCAGUAUCUCUUUAUCAUUUUUUUAGGAAUGUAUUUAUGGCUGUAUAGUACCUGGAGUAAUAAUUCAUUCAAUCAUUCUGUCUCCAUCCUUCCCUCUCUAAUACACUCUACCACAUUUUUUGUUUUCCACAAUUGCCACAUUCUUCCCUUUCCCAUCCUCCUUUUUUUUGGAUUGUUUAUAAUUAAUUUUUGUAUUUAUAAUAUGUAUAUUCCAUUUUUCCUCUUGGGGCGAAACAUAGCACAUAUAAUGGAAAAAUUCCACUCGUUUUAUGGCCACAGCGAUAACUGUCAGCUAACUUCUGCUGAAAGGUCCCACUAACCUGAGAAACAAAAUCAGUAGCUUGUUUUAGAUCUGUUUGGCAACAGGCAGAAAUCACAGCAGGCAGCAUGAUGAUAGAAAUUAAUGGCUACACGGUGAAUAUGCUGAUUCCUGCUUCAUUCACAAAGUCUACAUCCAUGGAUACAGACUUUCCCAAUAAAGCUUCUUGUGACAGAAGAAUGUGCUUCUAUUGGAUUGCAUGCACUACAUGCUAUAAAGUUAAUAUUGUGCCCGGUGACCCUUUUCAGGCCCACUAGCCAUGCCAGGCAUUGUGGUGUUCCGUCGCCGCUGGUCUGUGGGAAGUGAUGAUCUUGUUUUGCCUGCCAUUUUUCUCUUUCUUCUUCAUACAACUUGGUUCAUCAUCCUUUCUGUGGUGCUCUUUGGACUGGCAUACAAUCCCAAUGAGACCUGCUCUCUCAAUCUGGUGGACCAUGGGAGGGGUUAUCUGGGCAUUUUGCUCAGCUGCAUGAUCGCCGAAGUUGCAAUCAUCUGGCUCAGCAUGCGUGGCAGCAUCUUGUACACAGAACCACGGGAUUCCAUGCAGUAUGUGCUAUACGUCAGACUGGCAAUCUUGGUGAUUGAAUUUGUCUACGCUAUUGUGGGCAUUGCUUGGUUAACCCAGUACUACAGUUCCUGCAAUGAUGUUACUGCCAAGAGUGUUACUUUGGGAAUGGUUGUCUGCAACUGGGUGGUCAUUUUGAGUGUCUGCAUCACUGUCCUGUGCGUCUUUGAUCCAACAGGACGGACUUUUGUUAAAUUGCGAGCCACAAAGAGGAGACAGCGUAAUCUAAGAACAUAUAACCUGAGGCAUCGCUUGGAAGAAGGCCAGGCUAGCAGCUGGACCCGUCGACUCAAAGUUUUCCUCUGCUGCACACGAACAAAAGAUUCACAAUCAGAUGCUUACUCUGAAAUUGCAUAUCUCUUUGCUGAAUUUUUCCGAGAUCUUGACAUAGUCCCAUCUGAUAUUAUAGCAGGCCUUGUUCUACUACGUCAACGACAAAGGGCAAAACGCAGUGCAGUGUUGGAUGAAGCAAACAAUGAUAUCCUAGCUUUUUUGUCGGGAAUGCCAGUUACCAGGAAUACAAAAUAUUUGGACCUGAAGAACUCACAAGAGAUGCUGCGAUAUAAAGAAGUAUGCUAUUAUAUGCUCUUUGCUUUGGCUGCUUAUGGCUGGCCCAUGUAUUUGAUGAGGAAGCCUACCUGUGGACUCUGUCGCUUGGCCAGAUCCUGCUCUUGCUGUUGCCUCUGCACUACUCGGCCCCGUUAUGCACCUGGUGUCACCAUUGAGGAAGAUAAUUGCUGUGGCUGCAAUGCUAUUGCCAUUCGGCGCCAUUUCCUUGAUGAAAACAUGACUUCUGUGGACAUUGUGUACACUUCAUGUCAUGAUGCGGUUUAUGAAACCCCCUUCUACGUGGCUGUAGAUCAUGAAAAGAAGAAAGUAAUCAUCAGCAUUCGAGGAACUUUAUCACCAAAGGAUGCUUUGACUGAUUUGACUGGAGAUGCUGAGCGCCUCCCUGUGGAGGGUCAUCAUGGAACAUGGCUUGGACACAAGGGUAUGGUGCUAUCUGCUGAGUAUAUAAAAAAGAAACUGGAACAGGAAAUGGUGUUGUCUCAGGCUUUUGGGCGUGAUUUAGGCAGAGGAACAAAACAUUAUGGCCUAAUUGUAGUGGGACAUUCCUUAGGAGCAGGCACUGCAGCCAUUUUGUCCUUUCUACUACGUCCACAGUAUCCAACUCUAAAGUGCUUUGCUUAUUCUCCACCAGGUGGGCUUUUAAGCGAGGAUGCUAUGGAGUACUCCAAAGAAUUUGUGACUGCAGUUGUGCUAGGCAAAGACCUAGUUCCCAGGAUUGGUCUUUCACAAUUGGAAGGAUUUCGCCGACAACUUCUUGAUGUUUUGCAGAGAAGUAAUAAACCAAAGUGGAGAAUCAUAGUUGGUGCAACCAAAUGCAUACCCAAGUCUGAGCUCCCUGAAGAGCUUGAAGGGAACUCAAUAACCAGUAACCGCCUCUGGGCACAUCCUAGUGACUUAACUAUUGCCCUGUCAGCCAGCACACCUCUCUACCCUCCAGGACACAUUAUCCAUGUGGUUCAUAAUCAUCCUGUUGAACAGUGCUGUUUCUGUGAUCAGGAAGAACCUACAUACUUUGCCAUUUGGGGAGACAACAAGGCAUUUAAUGAAGUGAUAAUUUCUCCAGCAAUGCUGCAUGAACAUCUGCCCUAUGUAGUAAUGGAGGGUCUUAACAAGGUCCUGGAAAAUUACAACAAGGGCAAAACAGCUUUGCUUUCUGCAGCCAAAGUGAUGGUGAGUCCUACAGAAGUGGACCUCAACCCGGAAUUAAUCUUCCUGAGUCAACCCCUGUCUAGUAGACCUUCUGUACAGAUUGGAAUUGGAGACAUAACAGUGGACAGAAGGAACAGCAGUACUAAGAGUAAGGCUCACUCUGAAAUCAGUUUGGAAGGGUUUUAUGAAACCAAGCUUCUGUCACCAGUGCAGAAGGAUCCUGUGGAGAUCUUGCUGCUAGAUACCAAGGAACGCCUGUCUGUAGAACUGCAGGACCGGCGUGCUCCUCUUGCUACAAUGGAGAGCCUAUCUGAUAAUGAAUCCAUCUACAGCUUUGAUUCAAGGCGUUCCUCUGGUUUCCGUAGCAUCCGUGGCUCACCCAGUCUCCAUGCAGUCAUGGAAAAAGAUGAAACUCAUUGUUUUUAUAUUGAUCCAGCAAUUCCUGAGGAGAACCCCUCCCUUAGCUCACGGACAGAACUGCUUGCUGCUGACAGCCUCUCCAAACAUUCCCAGGAGACUCAGCCUCCUGAGGGCCUGCAGAACAGUGGAGACACCACUCCUCAGCGGCGAUGCAGUGAUGAAGGCGCUGGUAGUGAUAUCGAUCAUAUUUCCUUUACUCCAGAAGAAUUGACCCUCCAAAAUGGGAGGCUAAGUGAUGCCCCCAGCCCACAAGUGUUGGAGUUUGCGGAGUUUAUAGAUAGUCUCUUUAACCUGGACAGCAAAAGCAGUUCCUUUCAGGACAUUUACUGCAUGAUGGUAUCGGACAGCACCAGUGAUUUUGCUGAGAUUCCCAAGUCAGUCAGUGACCAAGAGAUCUUGCUAAGAGCACAGUAUGAACCCAACUUAGUCCCAAAGCCCCCCAGGUUAUUUGCAGGCUCAACAGAUCCUUCCUCAGGCAUAUCUGUUUCCCCUUCUUUCCCUCUGAGUUCUUCUGGAGAGCUUAUGGACCUCACUCCUACAGGCAUGAGUAGCCAGGAAUGCCUCACCACUGACAAAAUCCGGACUUCCACUCCUACUGGAAAUAUGACCAAUCCUGCCAAACAAGAAGACCUUGUGAUCUCAGCCCUCUAAUAUAGGAGAGAAGGUGCAGAAUAGCUAAUCCUAUAGUAGAGAAUCUUGGGAUAGCACUUGGAGGAGCUGGUCUCUUGGCAAGUGGGAAUGAGUGAAAAUGCAUGGGGUAGUAUAAUUUCCCUUCCUGGGUGCUACACUAAUGGCACUACAGUGGAUUUCAGCAUGAAGGAUGCCACAUCAUGGGUCACGUUCUUUAGUUAGGGAGAAAAUCACUGCCUAAUGCAGCUUGCUGCUUUUCAGGGUCUCAUUCACUGAACUUAGAUGAUUGGUUUCCCUACCUCAGCAUAUUUCUUUAACAAGAAGGCAGACUCAUUGCCUUUCCUGCUGAAAUUAUGGGCUAGAUGAUUAGAGUAACUGAGGCUAAAAGGUCUGAUAAUGCCCAAUUGUCAUGUCAAAAUCAAGGAAAUUGUGGCAUCAGGCUUUAUUGCACUAGUGUGUCAUGUUUGAUCCAAGUAUCUGUUUAUUGUUGUCAUCAUGAUUUUUUUAUGACAUGCUCUCCUGUUUUAUAGCCAUUGACUGUGUUCCAGAGGAAUGCAGCCACCUGCUCUAAACCCUAACUGGGUGCAGUGAGAAUUGGGAUGGGGCAACCUGUGCUCCUCCGAUUAGCUCUGUGUUCAGUGAUAUCCGCUCUUCUUCUAAGAAGAAAGAAAAUACAUGUGCCGGAGAGUUGAAGGCCAUUUCCAUCUUUCAUCACCCACUGGAGGGGUGAACAGUCUCUUGGGUCUCACAUUGUUGCACAGCUCCCCAAACCACUAUGAAAUAGAGACAAUCUUGCUCUCUAGUAUAAUUGAUAUCUUUAUUUGCAUGGAUUGAUUGGUCUAAACUACCUUUUGUUCUUCAAGAAGCUUGCCUAUGCCCUGCAUUAUUCCCCAAGUCCUUGAGUAUGGAACUAUUUUGUUCCCAUUUAUAAUUGCAGUAUAAUAUUAUCUGUCUCUGAGUUCAGGAAAAAGAGGGACUUUUACUGCAUAUUGAAAUCUCAUGUAUGUUUACAUAUCUACUAAACAUUUGGGAGGUAAUCAGGAAAUAUCUACUUUUGUGGGGAAAAUGUGCUCUCCGCGAUUCCCAUUUCUCUAUUGACAUGGGGCCUAACUCAACUAUGGAAAAAGUAAGAAGAAUUGCUAUUACAUGUCCUUACUAGAAAGUAAGACUGGAAUGUUGGCAUUAACCCUCUGUAUAUGCAUCCUAACACCCAACCGAGUAUUAUGAGCUUAUGAAUAUGAGGUAAUUGCACAACAGCAGCUCCUGCAUCUCAGCUAUUAAUCCUGCAAUUUGGUGCUCACAAUUAAAUUCAUGACAACAGGGUGACACUGUGUAAAAUUGCAGGGAUUUUCCAAUGGUGAAAUUGGGGAUGAAAUAACAUUUGUGUAGAAGAUAAAUAUACUUGAUCUACAGUCCUUUUUUUUGUACUAAAAUAUAACUGAAUAUGACAUUAACGCCGCAGCAAAUUCUUAACUACAGACUAGUUCAAUAUACUGUGUCUGGGUUCUACAAACUAUACUAGAUUCAUCUCACAAGUCAUGAAGUAUGUCCUUAGUAAAUCCCUUAAGUUUGCAGCUGUAAGCCUCUGAGUAGGCUGUUAAAAUAAAGUGGUUUUGAGGAAUUUUUUAAGC
Crotalus tigris (Tiger rattlesnake) is the source of this 5360-nucleotide messenger RNA. It is a transcript of the gene DAGLA, whose product is annotated as diacylglycerol lipase alpha. The coding region runs from base 658 to 3750 and encodes 1030 amino acids. Gene Ontology annotation, biological process: lipid metabolic process. Gene Ontology annotation, cellular component: dendrite membrane; postsynaptic membrane. The record is from RefSeq and is a predicted model, not a curated record. The transcript is spliced from 22 exons. NCBI's taxonomy places the organism in Eukaryota, Metazoa, Chordata, Lepidosauria, Squamata, Viperidae.